Messenger RNA from Parnassius apollo (apollo), 4464 nucleotides. NCBI's taxonomy places the organism in Eukaryota, Metazoa, Arthropoda, Insecta, Lepidoptera, Papilionidae. The record is from the annotation of a GenBank genome assembly.
AUGGGUGUUAAUAUUAAAUUAGUUUUAAUUGUUUUUAUAGCUGUAAGUGCUAGUGUUAUUGGACAGGAUGAUGUAAUCAAUGGAGAGAGAACUGUUAGUGAUGUUGACAGUAUAAAAAAUGAUAAAGACAAUAAUGUAGAAAAAAUAAACGAACAACAACCAGCGGCAUCACUCCCUAUUGAAGUUAUUUCGGACACAGAAUCUGUACAAGUGAGAAAUGGAAAGUACCAAAUGUUGGAUGACACUAUUGAGGGUGCUGUUUCUGAUUUGACAGCUGUCGAUUUUAAUUCAAAUAAUGUGCAGAAUGAGAGACAGAUUUAUAAUCCCAGUACAACCUCUACAACUAACACUGAGUAUGCUCACAUCGAUGGACGAAUUCUACCUUCGACGACAUACCAGAACAACGGACAGCCUUACGUAAUCACUCAACAGAGGCUAACGCAGAUUCGUGCAAACUUUUUAUACUGGUUCUAUGAUCAAGGAGGCAAUGACAAUAUCGGUGACUAUCAGCGAGAUAUACACACGUCAACACCACAGAUCCACAAGAACUUCAAUUUCCAACUACCGUUCUUCGGCUUCAGAUUUAAUUAUACCAGAUUAUCCAUGAACGGCUACAUUUACUUCAGCGAUCCACCAGACCACUAUACGUAUCCACUUUCCUUCCCUGUUCGAGAUUGGCCCAGUGUCAACGACCCGUCUUUCAUCGGUAUCUUCUUCAGCAAAUGCCGCAUCGGAAAUCAGCGACCCGAAGACCCUGACCAAAGGCGACCAGGAGUUUAUUUUAGAAUGGACAGAGAUUUACAAACCCGAACAGAUCAACUGGGAGUAGAAAUGCGAGAGCGCCUGACCUGGGACAUUCGCGAAGGUGUCAUUGGUUCUGAAACGUUCUUCCCCAAGCACGCCGUCACCAUUACAUGGAAGAAUAUGUCUUUCGCCGGCGGCAUAGACAACUCCCUAUAUGUGACAAAUACCUUCCAAAUGGUGCUGGCGACUGAUGAAGUAUUCACUUACGCGAUUUUCAACUACCUCGAGAUCAACUGGAGCUCUCACACUGAGGCUGGUGGUGAUACUACUACAGGAGAAGGCGGAGUGCCAGCAUAUAUUGGUUUCAACGCUGGAAACGGUACACAAAGCUACGAAUACAAGCCGUACUCUCAAGCUUCCGUACUCAGAGAUCUUACUGGAAGGGGAUGGGCUAACGGUUUCCCUGGAAGACACAUAUUCAGGAUCGACGAAAAAAUACUUAUGGGAACGUGCAAUAAGGAUAUUGAUGGAUCAAAUCUUCCGCUUAUGUUCGCUCCGGAGAGUGGCAACAUGCUCGGUGGCACAAUCGUCAACAUCACUGGCCCUUGUUUCAACCCUAACGACAGGAUCACGUGCCGUUUUGACACUGAGUCCGUCAUCGGAGCUGUGGUCGACGUCAACAGGGCUAUCUGUGUGCAGCCUCGCUUCUGGCACAACGGUUAUGCUAGAUUUGAAAUAGCUAUCAAUAACGAACCGUAUAAAUGGAAAGGGAAAUUCUUUGUAGAAACACCAGCGACAGCUACUGAGAAAAUAUUCUUCCCCGAUAAUUCAAUACACGAACGCAGCCCUCGCGAAAUAAGAAUGACUUGGGAUCGUUUUAACUUGACCACAAAUCUCAACGUCCAGCUACAAAUUAGCCUUUGGGGUUACAAAGAGAUCACAAUCAGGCCGCAACUUGAAUAUAUUGACAUGAUAGAGACAGGCGUUGCCAACACCGGUGAAUACAUAAUAAACCCAGAGAAUUUCCGAAACAGAGAGAAUAUUAUGCACAAUGAUAUGCAGUUCGGAUUCAUUCAGAUUAACUUGACCACGCAGGAAACAUAUAAGGGAGUUACUGUUUCACCGAUUUUGUGGAGUCGACCCAUACCUCUCGGUUGGUACUUUGAUAAACAAUGGGAAAGACUGCACGGUCAACGUUGGCCCCAGACCAUGUGUAACAACUGGCUCCGAACGGACCGUUUCCUCAAGAACUUCGCUUCACAAGUCUGGAUCUGUCCUUGCACACUUGAGCAUGCCCUCUUAGACAAGGGACGAUUUAUGCCUGAUUUGGCUUGUGACAAAGAUACAAAUCCAACCUGUAGAUAUCACUGGGGAGGAGUGCAUUGUGUCAGAAGUGGUGCCCCCAGUUCGGAAGGUUCGGGUCAACAGUGUUGCUAUGAUAAGAAUGGUUUCCUUAUGUUGUCAUACGACCAAAUGUGGGGUUCGCGUCCACAACGAUCUCAUGACUUCGGAUUUACACCUUAUAAUGAAGCCAAUAAGGUACCAUCUUUAUCCCACUGGUUCCACGACAUGAUACCCUUCUAUCAAUGCUGUAUGUGGCAAGAGGAACAAGCCGUAGGUUGUGAGACCUUCAGAUUUGAACGGCGGCCUUCACAAGAUUGUGUCGCUUACCAAUCUCCAGGAGUGGCGGGAAUAUUUGGCGAUCCACAUAUUAUAACCUUUGAUGACCUGCAGUAUACAUUCAACGGCAAAGGUGAAUACGUACUCGUGCGAGUGGACCACCCGCAUUUGAAGCUCGAUGUACAAGGACGGUUCGAGCAAGUGUCCAGGAACAUUUACGGUCCGGUCAAUGCCACACACUUAACAUCGGUAGUUGCCGCAUCCAACAACUCCGUUGCGAUUGAGGUUCGACUGCGGCCUCAGCAUGCCCAAUGGCGGUACAGACUCGACGUCUUCGCUGACAACAAACGAAUCUACUUUGAUCGUACAUCUCUUAGAGUACAAUAUUUCCCUGGUGUCACUGUUUACCAGCCAAUGUAUAUUCUAAAUCAAUCGGAAAUUGUUAUAAUGUUUUCAUCGGGUGCCGGUAUAGAAGUAGUAGAAAACAAAGGUUUUAUGACGGCCAGAGUGUACCUUCCAUGGAAUUACAUGAAUCAAACUAGAGGCUUGUUCGGCAACUGGUCUCUAGACAUGAAUGAUGACUUCAUGCGUCCGGAUGGAACAAUUGUCAAUAUCGAUGUCAAUAACUUCCAGUCAGCUCAUAGAGAUUUCGCUCAGUAUUGGCAACUGACUGACCGGGAGCAAAGAGAUAUAGGCGUGGCGAUGUUCGUAAGGGAAUACGGUCGGACGGCAGCGUACUACAAUGACGAUCAGUUUAUUCCGAACUUUAUACGAGAGCCGGCGGACUUCUUGCCAGCGAAUAGAUCAUUCGACGUGACGCGAGCCAUAGAAAUUUGCCAGGACUCAUAUCAGUGUCGAUACGACUACGGUAUGACACUAAAUAGAGAUAUGGCGGAGUUCACGAAGAAUUAUCUGGCUUCACUUACUAACAUUAAAGAACAAAACGCUCGACGCGUCAUCAGCUGCGGAAUUUUGGAGACUCCUCGUUUCGGGAGAAAGAGCAACUUCUUCUUCACGCCCGGAACUAGAGUCAAUUUCGAAUGCAACCAAGACUUCAUCCUGAUCGGUGACAAACGACGCGUGUGUGAAGACGACGGUCGAUGGAAUCUGCCUGACUACGGAUACACAGAGUGCCUCCGUAACCAAGAGUACUCACAACGCGCUCUAUUCUUGACUUGGGGCAUCAUCGUGGCAGUUAUUGUACCAUUAGGCCUCCUAAUUUGUCUGAUCUGGUUUUGGUGUUGCUACAAACCGAAAUCCGAAGGCAAAGAAGGAUUCCGCUUCGAGAACAUUCCACGAUCGAAAUCCGCCUCUCGACUAAAUCUAAGAUCAUCUUCAAUGGGAAACAUCACAGAUACGAUGAAAUCAUCCACUUUGCGUAGCCAAUACUCCGACGAAAAAUCUAAAUUACCUGUCACUCCUACUGAGGAAACGCCGAUUGAGGCAAAUGUUGCCAGAUCCGCGCCACCUCCACCAACUGACGGGGAAAGCUCAGGUUUAGGCUAUACGGAUUCUAAUAAAAGUGAAUCCGGAAAAUCAGAUAAAUCCUCAUCAUCCAAAAAGCGUCGCGGUUACGACAAAACCUACCGCACUAACGAGCCUUUACCUAACGCACCCGACGUUGAAUUCCCAGACAAACCUUGGGAUUUAUCCGAGGAAGACUUGCUUUCAAUAACAUCUCCUUCAGACUCUGAAUCUAAUCGUGACUCGACACUAACCCGUCCAGCUAAAGACAUAGAAUACGUGAGCAAGCCCCGUCAGACGGGACGCCACCCUAUUCCUAGUGAUUCUGGUUAUUCCACGAAAGAUGGUUCUGAAGAUCCCUAUACACCUAAAUACGAGGGCCAAUAUAGCCCCAUUCCGUCUCAUUAUUCGCCCACUUACUCGGAAAUUUACUCACCACCGAUCAGUCCCACUUCUGACUUAAGCCCGCGAAAUACUUAUAACAACCCUGGUUUACCAGAAGCUCCAAAAAGUGCACCACCCUCUGAAAUAAAAACAUUCACUAUGCCUCCUAAAAAGGGCAAAUCGGUAGAGACUCUAAUUGAUCCACCAGUUGCUGAAGUACCGACUUUUAGCAGCCGAUCGACUAUGGUGUAA